AUGUUAAGUUUGCAAGCUAAAACGGGGCCCAUGUCCCCUAAGGACACAAAUAUUGUGUCAGGAAAAUCGAUAGACAACGCGACUCCGCGGGACCCUGUUGAAACUGUGAAGACUAAGCUUUGCAAACGAGACCGCGAUAAUGAUAUUGGUCAGGGUCAAGAAAAUAGUGGUAUUCCUAUAAAAAAUUCACAAUCAAAGAAUCAAGACAGUUCACUUUCGAAUAUCGAAAGUAAUACUCAUGAACGUUCAUCAAAGGAUAAAACUGUGAAGGCUAAGGAGAGUUCGACAACAUCUGCCCCUGACACGUCAAAGCAGAGCGAGCUUCCAUCACAGAAAACAAAUCCCUCUGUAACUCAGUCGGAUUCUCCAGUAAACUGGACUGGUGCAAAUCAAAAUAUCGUCAUGAUGCCCAACAAUGUACCUAUGAAUGUACAAGGGAUGACCCCUAAUAUGGUUCCUCCACCCAAUAUGAUAUUUACGAAUAUGCUGGCUUCUGGCAUGAUUCCUCCAAAUAUGAUUCCUCCUGGUAUGGUUCCUGCUAAUAUGAUUUCUCCUAAUGCUAUUCCGCCAACUACUAUUCCACUCAAUAUGAUCCCACCUCAAAUGAUCCCACCUCAUAUGCUACCGCCCAAUAUGGUCUCUCCUCCAUUUCUACCAUCUGGCAUGAUCCCAGUUUCAACAAUACAAGAUGGAGAAUCCACACCCUCACCCGAACGGCCAAACAAAAAACAAAAGAUUGGCAAAACUAAAGAAGAACGUGAACAGGAACGUUUGGACAAGGAGAAUGAACGCCUAGCAAAGCUAGAAGCUGAACAGCAGAAAAAAGCUGAGAAGAUGGCUGAGAAAAUGGCUGAAAAGCAGAGAAGAGAGGAAGAAAAAGAAGAGAAGAAAAGGCAGAAAGAAGAGGAAAAACGACUAAAAGAAGAAGAGAAGCGUUUGAAAGAAGCUGCCAAAGAAGAAGAGAAACGACAAAAAGAAGAGGAGAAGCGAUUAAAAGAAGCGGCAAAAGAAGAAGAAAGACGUCAAAAGGAGGAAGAGAAAAGAUUAAAAGAAGAAGCCAAAGAGCAAGCACGACUAAAAGAAGAACGAAAGCAGUUACGAAUGGAUCGAUUCUUCAAAAAAGUGCAAAAGCCAACGUCUGCUGAAACUCCAGCUGGAUCAUCAGAGUCGAAAGAAGCUAGAAGUUUCUCGUCUUCUAUAAUUGACGAUUCCAAUAACUCUUCUUUGAAUGCUACUAAAUCAACUGCCAGCGAAUCCACUGCCUCUGUUGAGAGCAGUAGCAAUGGCAGUGAAAAUUCCACAGAGGAGUCGAAAGCUGAUUUAAAUACCUCUCCGUGUACCUUUGACGAAAUAUUCCUUCCCUUCCACAUCAAAGUCGAUACCACUCUGUGUGCUCGUGAUUCUUGGAUUGAGAAACGCGCUCGUAACGAAUUACCAUCGACAGAUAUUGACAUCUUUUUGAAGACGAACAAGCAACAGAGAGGUUUCUCACCUGAUAAGACAACAGUUGAGAUUAUUCAACUCAUGAACACGGGCUCACUCACUGAAUCAAGGGUAAUGGAGCUUCUAAAUAAACUGCCGAGACGACAUCUCAAGUUCGCAGAGAAUAUUCGACCACCAUAUGUUGGUACCUUUUCGAAACCAACACCUAGAAUAAUGGUUAUUCAGCCCUGGAAAAGAUUUAUAGCUCCUCAAGACACGAACCCCGAAACUCUCGUCUCUACCACAGAUUUAAUACCUGACACUACUCGUGUCGAAUUGGGGAACUCACUGCUAUCUAUCAAUUAUGACUAUGAUAGUGACUAUGACUGGGUAAAUGAUAAUGAAGAAGGCGACGAGGAAAUUGGAGAGGAUAUUGGAGAAGAAGAUGAAAGCGAGUCUGACGACGAUGACAAUGAAAUGGCUGGGUUUGUGGAAGAUGAGUCUGAUACCCCGACCCCCUCAAGUAGCAGCGAUGAAGGUUCACCAACCAACACCAACCGUCGUCGCAUUAUUGGACCUCUUGCAUCUCUGGUAGCCUGGAAUGACGGAACUGAGCCUCAUAUUUUUGAUCACAUGGAAACAGCACUUCUAAUAGACCUUAAAGGUGAUGCAUCUAUUGAUCCAUUCAAAGACUAUUGGGCCUCCUCGCCAGCUGAAGCUACUGCUGUUGGGACUGCUCUACCAUCGACCGCAUCGCCAACAUCGUCUGCCACAGCAACACCUGCAAAACUUAUUCCUGACCACCUUCUACGAGAUUUCCUCACGAAAAUUCAGGGUAGUGACAAAAACCAGACACUUCUCGUCGAGACCCUCAAAAUUGAGUUUAACUCGGUAUCGAAAUCCACUAUUCGAGACACUAUCAAGGCAUGUGCAAAACGUGUGGGUGCCAAAGAAAACGACAAACGCUGGGUCAUUAACCCUCCAUUUGCCGACAAAUACGGCAUCCUCACAGCCCCCACAACCAACUCCACUUCUACGACGCGGCAGGCAUCGCCAUUUUUAGCUGGUAACUAA
This is a messenger RNA of Sugiyamaella lignohabitans, 2496 nucleotides long. RefSeq names its product Rlf2p (gene RLF2). The record is from RefSeq and is a predicted model, not a curated record. The transcript has a single exon. Bases 1 to 2496 code for a protein of 831 amino acids. Gene Ontology annotation, cellular component: CAF-1 complex; nucleus. Gene Ontology annotation, biological process: nucleosome assembly. Lineage: Eukaryota; Fungi; Ascomycota; Dipodascomycetes; Dipodascales; Trichomonascaceae.